CUCAUCCCUCCAUCCUCUCCGUGUGCGUGUGUGUGUGUGUGCGUGGACCCACGGAGCUCUGCUCUGCUCUGCGUGGAAACAUCCUCCAGCUGCGGCUCUGCUCUCCUCUCUAGCCCCGACAAUAGACGGGGAUAAUGAGGAGCGUGUGAGGAGCAGCUGCAGCUACACCUCCUCCUCCUCUUCAUCUUCCUCCAUGAAAGCGCAGUAAAACGUAGCGUGCACACUGUUCUUCUUCUCCUCCUCCUCAGUGCAGCCCCGUCUCUGGGUGUCAUGGCUGUGACGUGGGUGCGUCUUGUCUCCGCGCUGCUCCUGCUGUCCAUCGUCAGUCCUCGCCUGGCCUCGGCGUCUCCCUCGUGUCCUCUGAGCUGCCGCUGCUACAGUCUCACGGUGGAGUGUGGCUCCACUGGCCUGAGGGACAUUCCCAAACACGUCCCCGUGUCCACACAGACCGUCUUCCUCCAGGACAAUGUGAUCGGACAGAUCCGUCGACAGGACCUUGUUCUGCUGAAGCACCUGCACUACCUGUACCUGCAGAACAACACCAUCUCAGCAGUGGAACCCGGCUCCUUCCAGAACCAGGGCCAGCUGUUGGAGCUGGCUCUGAACGGGAACCGGAUCCACCUUGUCACGGCUGACAUGUUUAAGGGACUCGAACAUCUGCGCAUUCUCUACCUGGCAAGAAACGACAUCACGCGGCUGCAGGACUUCACCUUCCGUGGAUUACAGCGUCUGCAGGAGCUGCAUUUGCAGCACAACAGCAUCGACAUGAUAGCAGACCAGGCUCUCGCUGGCCUGACGUCUCUGGCUCUGCUGGACCUGAGCCGCAACAACCUUCACACCAUCGGCCCGGCGUCGCUGCGACCUCUCGUCAGCCUGCAGGUGCUGCGCAUCACAGACAACCCGUGGCGCUGUGACUGCGCUCUCCACUGGCUGAGGAGCUGGAUCGACGAGGCGGGCCAGCGGUUGCUCAGCUCGGCAGAACGUCGCCUGGUCUGCACCGAGCCGCCACGUCUGUCUCACCUCAGCCUGGUGGAGGUUCCUCUCAACAGCUUGGUGUGCAUCCCUCCACUGGUGCAGCUGGAGCCCAGGAGGCUGGCUGUGCGGCUGGGAGAGAGCCUCAGGGUGUCCUGCCAUGCCUCUGGGUAUCCUCGACCUCAGGUGACCUGGAGAAAAGCCUCCCAGGGUAAAGUGGCGCUUUCCCCUCGAGGUCUGGUCCAGGAGGUGGGUGCUGGAGGCGGAGCCGGGGCCGGGACACAGGAGCCGUCACAGGAGGGCAGGGUCAGUCUGCAGAAGAAUGGCGCCGAGCGCUUCGACCCCGACACUGGCAGCGGCAUGUUGUUUCUCAGUAACGUGACGGUGGCUCACGCUGGCUUCUACGAAUGCGAAGCCUGGAAUGCGGGGGGCGUGGCCAGGGUGACCUUCCAGCUCGCCAUCAACUCGUCCACUUCCUCCUCGACCUCAUCCAUCUGGGCCUCGUGGUCCCAAGUGUCCUCACCGUACUCGCCCGUGUGGCCGCGGCUGAGGAGCCACGGCCCGGCUCCGGGCUCAGACGUGAGCCGGGAGCCACUGUACGCUCUGGGCAGCAUGGCCUUCAGCUCACUGGGCGCCGCCACGCAGACCGCCAUCGCUGUGGGCAUCUCUCUGCUGGCUCUGACCGCGCUGCUGCUGGUCGCCAUGAUCUACAGCCGACAUCACCAGCGAGAUAAGGAGGCUGAUGGAGCCGAUGGAGAGAAGGAGGAGAGCAUCCUGUACGUGAACGACUAUUCUGACGGACCCACCACCUUCGCUCAGCUGGAGGAGUACCGCGACGAGCGCGGCCACGAGAUGUACGUCCUGAACCGGGCCAAACCUGUGCUGCCGCCGGCUCCGCCCACUGCCGUGUCCACCACUAACCUGGGCUGCUCCGCUGCCUCAGACACCUCCAGCCACAGCGUCUCCUCAGAGGCCGCACAGACCCUGACCCCGACUCUGGUCCCCAACAAACAGCAGCAGCAGCAGGGGGAUGUGGACAUACGGACCAUGAGGAGAAUGGCGGGGGAGGGAGGGGAGGCGGAGCCUGUGAUCACAUCAGAGGGUGAAGGGCUGUUUCUAAACCACACGGGUCUGUUCAUGGACUCUCAGAUUGCCUACGAGAUCCACUGCUGAAGAGGACGAGAGAGAGCGAGAGUCCGCUGCAACACAGUGUGUGAGUGUGUGAGAG
Solea senegalensis (Senegalese sole) is the source of this 2200-nucleotide messenger RNA. Its product is annotated as leucine-rich repeat-containing protein 24-like. The transcript has 8 exons. Lineage: Eukaryota; Metazoa; Chordata; Actinopteri; Pleuronectiformes; Soleidae. The record is from RefSeq and is a predicted model, not a curated record. Gene Ontology annotation, molecular function: protein binding. The coding region runs from base 271 to 2145 and encodes 624 amino acids.